Laccaria bicolor S238N-H82 is the source of this 540-nucleotide messenger RNA. RefSeq lists its product as uncharacterized. The coding region runs from base 1 to 540 and encodes 179 amino acids. The transcript has 6 exons. Lineage: Eukaryota; Fungi; Basidiomycota; Agaricomycetes; Agaricales; Hydnangiaceae. The record is from RefSeq and is a predicted model, not a curated record.
AUGGGCGUGGGCGGCGUUGGCGUGGGCGGCGUUGAUGUGGGCGGCGUUGAUGUGGGCGGCGUUGACGUGGGCGGCGUUGGCGUGGGCGGCGUUGGCGUGGGCAGUGAUAGAGGUGGUGGUGGUGGAAGGGAAUGGGAUGGUCACGGAGGUGUGACCAUGCCGCAAACAGGAGACGUGACGAUAUGGCACGCCCUCAAUCCACUGGACUGGGACUGGACUCAGGAAAGUGGCUGGCAGUCCAGUGGGAGUCCAGUGGACUGGACUGGACUGGACUGGACUGGACUGGACUGGACUCCAGUGGACUGGGCAUUCUGCCAGCCAAUCUGGCCUGGUAAGAGGGCCACUGGAAUCCACUGGACUCCAGUGGAGUCCAGUGGAGUCCAUAUGGAUUACGUGGGGGAUGUACAGUACAUGGGGGAUGAACAAUUACAAUGGUUUUUGUCAUAUGUCCACAUCCAGUGGCAGCAUCUGAUGGCUUCCAGUCUAUGUUAUAGCAAGCCUUUAGCCACCAUUCUUCCUAGUGUUCGAAAGUCUGGUUAG